CCAUUAAAGGAACAGGAAGUAUUUGAAGCAAACCACCGAGGGAGUCAAGCUGGAAGAGUUUUUGUUCUUAAACUGGUGAAGAUGCUGAUUCUCGUCCUCCAACAAUGCGUGAAAAUCCUCAUCCUGCCAAUCUAUGUGCUUGCCUAUUUUGGCUUAUGGGAUCCUAUUUGUAAAAAAACCUUCCCAUUUUUCAUGAAGAAGCUGAGCAAAGGCUACAAUGUAAAACUGCACAAAGAAAAGGAGACGCUGUUCAAGAACAUGCAGGACUUCGCCGACCCCUCGGGAAAGCUCCACCUGCUAGAGAUUGGCGUGGGCACUGGCACCAACUUUCAGUUUUAUCCCCCCAACACUCGCGUGACCUGCGUGGACUACAACCCCAACUUCCAAAAUUUCCUCCUGGAGAGCAUGGCUCAGAACACGCACCUCCACUUCGAUAAUUUUGUGGUCGCCUCCGCCGAGAACUUGUCUUCUGUGCCGGACAACUCUGUGGACGCGGUGGUUUGCACGCUGGUGCUUUGCUCUAUGAACAGCCCCCAGGCUGCCUUGAAGGAGGUUCUGCGAGUGCUCAAACCGGGUGGUGCAUUCUAUUUCAUGGAACAUGUAGCAGCUGACAGAUCAACCUGGACCUACUUCUGGCAACAAGUCUGUGACCCUAGUUGGAGAUAUGUAGGAGAUGGAUGCUCCUUGUUAAAAGAGACCUGGAAAGAUUUGGAGAAUGUGGGGUUUUCUAAACUGAACUUGCAACACAUCAUAGGACCGUUGUUCCUAAGUAUAGUUCGUCCCCAUAUUUAUGGAUACGCUGUGAAGUAAUUUAAGAGAAAGCAUCUUUCUCUUAAAAAU
Notechis scutatus (mainland tiger snake) is the source of this 840-nucleotide messenger RNA. RefSeq names its product thiol methyltransferase 1A. Gene Ontology annotation, molecular function: S-adenosylmethionine-dependent methyltransferase activity. Lineage: Eukaryota; Metazoa; Chordata; Lepidosauria; Squamata; Elapidae. The record is from RefSeq and is a predicted model, not a curated record.